Molecule: messenger RNA, 909 nt
Organism: Entrophospora candida
Lineage: Eukaryota; Fungi; Glomeromycota; Glomeromycetes; Entrophosporales; Entrophosporaceae
Source: the annotation of a GenBank genome assembly
AUGGAAUUGCCAAACCGACUAUUUAAACCAAAUUCUUCAACUUCGCCGGUUGGAGAUAAAAGAAAAUCAAAUCCAUUAAAUACCAAAAAAUUUCGUCGUUCUGAUUCCAGUAAUAAAUUAUUAGAUAAAAAAAACGACAGCAACCAAAAAACAUCAGAUUAUAACAAAAAUACAUUUGAUUCAGAUACCAAUCAAUUAAAAUCUAAUCCUAUACUCCUACCUUCAGCACCAUCUCAACAACAACAGAAUUCUUCAUUAGUACCAAAUAAUAAAGUAUAUUCAGCUUCAACAUUAAACGCAAAUACAGACGCAAUGAUUAUGAAUAAAAGCGAACCAACGACCAAAAAUUCUCAAAACACAACAGAAAAUCUAAAUGAAGCAGAUGAAUACAUACAAAUGGCUAUAAAAUUUCAUGAAUCAAAUGAAUUAGAGAAAGCAACUUAUUAUUUUAGAAUGGCUGCUGAUAGAAAUAGUCCUUUAGGUCUUUUCUUGUAUGGUAUAGCCUUAAGGCAUGGUUGGGGAUGUAAACCUGAUCCAAUGCUUGCUGUACAAUAUUUACGACAAGCUGCAAAUUCUGCAAUAUCUGAUCUACAAGCUACAGUUGAAGCAAAUCCAACUAUAGCACGUCAUGAAUUAGUAUUGGCAAUUUAUGAACUAGGUAUAUGUUUUCGUCAUGGUUGGGGCGUUGCAAAGAAUAAACAGAUGGCGGCACAUUAUUUCGAAAUGGCUGCAAAUUUUGGCGAUCCGGAUGCACAAAAUGAUUUAGCAUUUUGUUAUUUACAUGGCGAGGGUGUCAAAAAGGAUAUGAAAAAAGCUGCAAAAUAUUAUCGCAUGGCUGAUACGCAGGGUGCCGGUACCUUGGGAAAUUCAUGGAUUUAUAAAAAGAAAUAUGUCGAAGAUAAUAAAUGA